Molecule: messenger RNA, 3000 nt
Organism: Sporothrix schenckii 1099-18
Lineage: Eukaryota; Fungi; Ascomycota; Sordariomycetes; Ophiostomatales; Ophiostomataceae
Product: ATP-dependent Lon protease
Exons: 2
Coding region: 1-3000 (999 amino acids)
Biological process (GO): protein targeting to peroxisome; protein catabolic process; protein quality control for misfolded or incompletely synthesized proteins
Cellular component (GO): peroxisomal matrix
Molecular function (GO): ATP hydrolysis activity; ATP-dependent peptidase activity; ATP binding
Source: RefSeq, a predicted model, not a curated record
AUGGCGCGAAGCCAGAGCCCUGCUCUCCCCAUCCUGCCCUUGCCCAAGGGCAUGAUUCUGUUCCCCGGCAUCCUGCAGAGAAUUCCGGCCACAGCCGAUCGUCCGGACAUUCCGGCGCUGCUGGCGAACAUGUACGCCCGUGCUGCGGCAGCGGACCCGGCCGAAAACGAUGGUGCCGCUCGGGCUGUCAACGAGGUGCCUGUGGUGUGCGUUCCCAUCGCCUCGCCGCUGGUUGGCCCGCGCGGCCAGCGGUUGCUGAACAGCAAAGACAAUAACAGUGUUGGUGCUACGAAAAUGCCCGGCUUUGUGGCGGGCAAGACGACCAAGGCCGACCUUUUUGGCUACGGCGUAGUGGCCAAGAUCAGCAAGAUUGAAGGCCGUGCGGCCGGAGAGUUUACGCUGCACGUCGAAGGCCGCUCGCGCGUCGUCAUCGACCGGUUCACGCAGGAGCAGCCGUGCUUUGAGGGCAAAGUGACGCUGUGCCCCGACGAAAUCGACAUUGGCGAUGCCGCGCUGUACGAAGGGUUCCAGCGGCUCAAGGCGGCGUCGCGCGAGCUGGCACAGGUGCUGCGUGUGGCCGCCAUCAUUGCGCCGGACCGGCCGCAUGCGCGGUUCACGCCGCUGCUGGCGCGGCGCCUGGACGCGUACAUCCUGAACAAGUCGAUUGCCGAGGCCGGUGUGCUGGCCGACUUCAUGACCAACAUCGUGGUGGCGUCGUACGACGAGAAACUGCAGGUGUUGGCGCAGGUCGACGUCAAGACGCGCGUGGCGCGUGUGGUGGAGCUGCUGGAGCGGCAGGUAGGCAGCAUUCGCAACAACGUCAAGAUCACGACAGUGACAAUCGAUUCGGAUGGAAACGGUGACAACAACAACAACAACGGUGGCGGCGGCGCCCGCAUCUGGGAUCCUCUGAAGCAGAGCCUGCCGCAACCUAAGAACGGCCAGGGCAUGCCUUUCAACAUUUUGAUCCCUACCAACGGACUGGGCAAUGGCAACGGCAUAUUUGGCCCUGGUAUGGGAGGUGGCGGCGGCGGCGGCGGCUUCGGCGGCGGAAACGGAUUCCGUGGCGGCCCCGGCGGCCCGCAGAGCGCCGACCAGCAAGAGCCAGACGAGGUCGAGGAGCUGGCCAAGAAGCUUGAGGCGGCAGAGCUGCCACCGGACGCUGUCAAGAUUGCCGACCGUGAGCUCAAGCGGCUGCGCAAGAUGGUGCCGGCGCAGGCAGAGUACAGCGUCAUUCGCAGCUACCUGGAGACGCUGGCCGAGAUCCCGUGGACGAAGGUGACGGACGACCGGCUGGGCCCGGGCACGCUGGCCAAGGCGCGCGCGCAGCUUGACGGUGACCACUACGGCCUCGAGCAGGUCAAGAAGCGGCUGCUCGAGUACAUGGCGGUGCUGCGCCUCAAGCAGUCGAUCAACGAGGACGUCGAGGCGCAGACGCGCGAUGCCCAGCGCGCGCUGGAGCUGGCCAAGGCGACGGCCGCGGCGCCGACCAACGACGCCGGCCCCGAGGCCCCGGCCGAUGCCAGCCCUGACGAGCAAAAGGAACAGGAGGCCAAGGCGGCCUCCGCCCGCGCCCAAGUGCAAGCGGCCGACGAGAAGCUGAAGGCGCUCGGCGCACGUCGCAUGACGGACAGGUCGCCCAUCUUGCUGCUUGUGGGCCCGCCGGGCGUGGGCAAGACGAGUUUGGCGCGGUCGGUGGCGGCGUCGCUGGGCCGCAAGUUCCACCGGAUCUCGCUGGGCGGCGUCCGCGACGAAGCGGAAAUCCGUGGCCACCGGCGCACAUACGUGGCGGCGAUGCCGGGCCUGAUUAUGCAGGGCCUGCGCAAGGUGGGCGUGGCCAACCCGGUGAUCCUGUUGGACGAGAUUGACAAGAUCGGGGCGGCCAGCAACCACGGCGACCCGUCCGCGGCGAUGCUCGAGGUGCUGGACCCGGAACAAAAUUACACGUUCCAGGACCACUACUUGUCGGUGCCGUACGACCUCAGCCGCGUGCUGUUCAUUGCGACGGCCAACAGCCUGGACACCAUUCCGGCGCCGCUGUUAGACCGCAUGGAGAUGAUCCACCUGCCCGGCUACACGACGUUGGAGAAGAAGCACAUUGCGAUGCAGUACUUGGUGCCGAAGCAGAUCCGGGUCAACGGACUGACGGACGCGCAGGUGGGGCUGGACGAGACGGUGGUGGCCAAGGUGAUUGAGUCGUACACGCGCGAGGCGGGCGUGCGCAACCUGGAGCGCGAGCUGGGGUCGGUGUGCCGGGCCAAGGCGGUCGAGUACGCGGAGGCCAAGGACAGCAACAACCUGGAGGCGUACCGGCCGCAGCUGACGGUGGAUGACCUGGAGAAGAUUCUGGGGAUUGAAAAGUACGAGGACGAGAUUGCAGAAACGAGCAGCCGGCCGGGUCUGGUGACGGGUCUGGUGGCCUACAGCUCGGGCGGCAACGGCAGCAUCCUGUUCAUCGAGGUGGCGGACAUGCCGGGCAGCGGGCGCGUGCAGCUGACGGGCAAACUGGGCGACGUGCUCAAGGAGAGCGUGGAAGUGGCGCUGUCGUGGGUCAAGGCGCACGCGUUCGAGCUGGGCCUGACGCAGGACCCCGUGGAAGACAUUAUGAGGCAGCGCAGCAUCCACGUGCACUGCCCGUCGGGCGCCGUGCCCAAGGACGGGCCCAGCAGCGGCGCUGCGCAAGCCGUUGCGCUGGUGUCACUGUUCUCGGGCCGGUCCGUCCCACCGAGCAUCGCCAUGACGGGCGAAAUUACGUUGCGCGGCCGCAUCACGGCGGUGGGCGGGAUCAAGGAGAAGCUGAUCGGUGCGCUACGGGCAGGCGUCAAGACGGUCCUGCUGCCAGCACAGAACCGCAAGGAUGUGCGCGACCUCCCACAAGAAGUCAAGGACGGCCUCGAAAUCAUCCACGUGAGCCACAUCUGGCAGGCCAUCCGGUGCAUCUGGCCCGAGGCGCAGUUCCCCGGCGCCGAGCACGUCCCAGAAGUGGAGAGCCGGCUGUAG